AUGCAGGAAAGCUUGCGGCAAGAGACGGGACCAAGUAGAAAACGGCGAAAGAUACGGUCUCCCGAUGUGUUCAUAAGCCAUGCUGGCCCGGACAAGCUACACAUCGCACGUCCUCUUUCCAAGAAAUUGCAUGCUCAAGGUUUAAAUUGCUUCCUCGACAAAACCUCGAUGGAGCCCGGAGACUGCGGAGGGGAUGAAAUGACGAAGGCUAUGGAGUCUGCGAAGGUCGGUGUUUUCAUACUUUCUCCCGAGUUUGCGGCUCGAAAGUGGACGAUGAGGGAACUGCGUUGCUUCCUACGCCGACGUAGAGAGGCGAUAGGGAGUGAGAUGCGGCCACCGACACUGAUUCCGGUGUUUUACAGAUUAAGUAUUCGGGAAUGCAGAGAGUUGGAGCCCGAGUUGGAGCCCGAUCGGUACCGGGAUGAUGAAGGAAAUAAUAUUUUUGAAGUUGAGAAGUUUUUUAGCGUGGAACGACAGCGCGAAGCGAGCACGGAUACGGUGAAGAGAGAGCUACAAGAGCUGGCAGGUAUCACUGGGAUUGAAAAUCACGACAGGGCAACAAACCUGCCGGGAGAUGAAUUCGGCCCUCUUGCAAGGGCACAUCUUGUGGAGCGAGUGUUUCUGUGGGUGAAAAAGAAAAGUGAGGAGCAAGAAGACGACCGCCUUCACGAUCGUAUUCUACGACCCAGCACGAGCAUCGAUACUCGCGCGGCAGUCGAGCAAGAAGCGGACCACCUUCACGAUGGUGUUCAACAAGUAAGCGCGGCCGUCGAGUCGAUCAGGGGAGGAAGGGGUGAUGUGUUCAAGGCGGUAAUAAGAACCGAAUGUAAUCCUGCGUCGAUAUAUGUGAAGCUUGAUUCUAAGGGGAACGAUGGAUCACCGAACACGUGUGAGUCGCGUCUAAAAGCGGCUGUGCUACGGAGAGAUAGGAACGAGCAAGUAGGUGCGACAGCAGUAGGACAGGGCGGAGUCGGGAAGACAUGUGCCCUACGAGCGAUCGCACACGACGGUGAGAUUAAGACGGAGUUUUCGGGAGGAGUGUACUUCAUGUCGUUGGGGAAAGAUGGAAACGUGGGACGGGUGAUUGAAGAACUGUGUCUGAUUGUGGAAGCGUCCGGUGGCAAGCAGACGGCCGCGGAAAUGCGAGAGCAGAGCGAGUUUGAAAGGGUGUUAGUGAAAGUACAAGCGUGGUUUUGCAGUCAUGUGUGUCUGUUCAUCAUUGAUGAUGUGUGGGUGGUGAAUGAUAUAGAGGCGAAUAUCCUUCAAAAGUUGUCUGUUCUCGCUGACACUGCGGGGGGCAGCGGGGAAAGGAGGAGCAAACUACUGUACUCCACGAGGGAUAGGGAGCUGCGUCAGCUUGGGGAGCGGAUUGCUUUCGAGCCGAGAGAGACAGAAGGGAAAGAAGCAGUUGACAUGCUAGUGCACGCGAGCGAGGCGAAUCGAGGGGAAGUGGAUGAUGCGAGAUGCAAGGAGGCCGUGAGUGAAAUACUGGAAAUGUGUGGCGGAUUGCCGCUUGCCCUGAAUGUGGCAGGAACGAGUGUGAGGUACAUGAGGGAAAGAUGGGAGGGAGAAGUAUCAGAAGCAUGGGGGGAGUACCUUUCGAGGAUGAAGAGGCGUAACACGAUUCGUGGGGAGAGUCCGAAGGACGGAUAUUCGUCGUUGGAUGGGACAUUGCAUACGUCACUAGAUAUCCUGGAGUCAGAUGUGGGAAGGAGUGGGGAGACAUUUGGUGAUAUUUCGUUUCGAAAGAUACACCGGAGUCUGUGCGUUAUGAAGAAGCAAGACCGGAUACCUUUGAGUUUGGUUGGAGAUUUGUGGGAGCUGGACGAGGUGGAGACGGAAUGGUAUGCAAAGGAGAUGGAAAGGGUUGGAUUAGUGGAACUGCAGUAUAAGAAGGGCUGUGGUGGGUUGCGGGUGCAUGAUCUGACGCACGAUUUUGCGGUGCAGGAGGCGCAGAAGGAAGAAAGUGUAAUGGUCUGGUAUAAGAAGUUGGCAGAUGUAUGCAAGCAGGGAAGAGGACUGCUUGCUAUAACUGAGAGCGAGGGCAGAGAGAGCAAGGAUGCAAGAGAGAAGUAUGUUUUCGAGAACAUAUAUCGCGUUCUGAGACAGGGCGGGUGUGCAGAGGAGCUGAAGAAUCUAUUUUUGAAAGCGCGAUGGGUGAAGACAGUGAUACAGAGAGGAAGUGUGUGGCAAUACGAGGAAGCUGUAAAGGAUCUAAGUAGCGUUUUGAGGAACACGGGAGGAAGCGAGAGUCUUUUAAGGGAUACGGGAGAAGAAGAUUCGGUGUCUGCGAUGGAAUUGAUGAUGAGAGCUGCGCGACUGAGUGUACUGUUUUGUGGUGAAAGUAGUGCCGGGAUUUACUUUCAACUGUACGGAAGAAUCAAGCACAAGGCAUCAGAAUUAGGUAGCGUGCAAAGGAUACUCGAGGAAAUCAAGAGAUACGCACCACGGCCGUGGGUGCGGCCUGUGAGUGAGUGUGUUGCGCGAGCCGAUGGAAGGUUGGUGGAGCAGAUCGUUCUGCCAUAUGCGAGAGGUGUAAUUCAAGUGGGCAUGGAUUCCAGUGGUGAAGUGUAUGGAUGUCAAGUGCAGGGGUCCGGGGCAGAAGUAACAGUUUUCAGGCAAUCUGCUGAGAAGGAGACGAAGAUGGUUCGAUUACAAGGCGAGUUCGAAACGGAGAGCCAGAGCGCAGGGGACGUUGAAGCAAGAAGUGUAACCUCCGAAGUGACUAGAAAAAAACGGAGCAUGACGAGAGCUACGUGCGCAACUUUCUGUGAGAGGAAGGGGUAUGUUGUUGUGGGAUAUGAAGACGGGACGUUAAGGCUGUGGAGUACGUCGGAGAAGAAAGUAUUGAGAAGUUUCCACGGUCAUAGGUCGGAGGUGCGUUGCGUUGCGAUGAGUGGGGACGGAAAACGUGUGGUAUCUGGAUCGUUCGACAAGAGCGUGCGGGUGUGGGACGUGGAGACAGGAGCACAAGUCGGGGAGGCGUUAGUUGGACACACGGAUUGGGUGUAUAGCGUUGCGAUGAGUGGGGACGGAAGACGUGUGGUAUCUGGAUCGGCAGACAAGAGCGUGCGGGUGUGGGAUGUGGAGACGGGAGCACAAGUCGGGAAGGCGUUAGUUGGACACACGGAUAGUUUGCUUUGCGUUGCGAUGAGUGAGGACGGAAGACGUGUGGUAUCUGGAUCGUGGGGCAAGAGCGUGCGGGUGUGGGGCGUGGAGACGGGAGCACAAGUCGGGGAGGCGUUAGUUGGACACACGGAUUGGGUGUGUAGCGUGGCGAUGAGUGGGGACGGAAGACGUGUGGCAUCUGGAUCGUUUGACAAGAGCGUGCGAGUGUGGGACGUGGAGACGGGAGCACAAGUCGGGGAGACGUUAGUUGGACACACGAGCAAGGUGUGGAGCGUUGCGAUGAGUGGGGACGGAAGACGUGUGGUAUCUGGAUCGAUGGUCGACAGCGUGCGGGUGUGGGACGUGGAGAGGGGAGCACAAGUUGGGGAGGCGUUAGUUGGACACACGAGCAAGGUGAAGAGCGUUGCGAUGAGUGGGGACGGAAAACGUGUGGUAUCUGGAUCGGAGGACAAGAGCGUGCGGGUGUGGGACGUGGAGAUGGGAGAACAAGUUGGGGAGGCGUUAGUUGGACACACGGAUUGGGUGUAUAGCGUUGCGAUGAGUGGGGACGGAAGACGUGUGGUAUCUGGAUCGGCAGACAUGAGCGUGCGGGUGUGGGAUGUGGAGACGGGAGCACAAGUCGGGGAGGCGUUAGUUGGACACACGAGUUCGGUGUUUUGCGUUGCGAUGAGUGGGGACGGAAGACGUGUGGUAUCUGGAUCGUUUGACAAGAGCGUGCGGGUGUGGGACGUGGAGACGGGAGCACAAGUCGGGGAGGCGUUAGUUGGACACACGGGUCCGGUGGAUAGCGUUGCGAUGAGUGAGGACGGAAGACGUGUGGUAUCUGGAUCGGAUGACAAGAGCGUGCGGGUGUGGGACGUUGAGAGAGGGAUCACACUUUACAUCGGGAGGGGAGAGGAUUUGGGAGAAAUCAAGAGUCGGUUCCUGACGACGCCAGACUUGGGUACUGCUUCUCACGCCGGACGAAGAUCACAAAUAUUUUCAAAGGAGGGAGGAAUUAUUCAAAGGCGAGAGGAUGGGUCUGAGGCUGUUUUGGCCCAGUUGGACGGUCCAGAAGACUUGCAAAUAGACCACGAUCAUGGGGUCGUAAUCGGGCGGUUGGGUCAUCUGGUUGCUAUCAUGAAGCUAGUGGUGUAAAUUGCGGAAAGCGAUGGACGCUUGGCGCCCGA
Molecule: messenger RNA, 4298 nt
Organism: Chondrus crispus (carragheen)
Lineage: Eukaryota; Rhodophyta; Florideophyceae; Gigartinales; Gigartinaceae
Product: WD40-repeat containing protein
Exons: 2
Coding region: 1-4266 (1421 amino acids)
Biological process (GO): signal transduction
Molecular function (GO): ADP binding; protein binding
Source: RefSeq, a predicted model, not a curated record